This is a messenger RNA of Malaya genurostris, 4665 nucleotides long. RefSeq names its product WD repeat-containing protein 26 homolog. Gene Ontology annotation, biological process: proteasome-mediated ubiquitin-dependent protein catabolic process. Gene Ontology annotation, molecular function: protein binding. NCBI's taxonomy places the organism in Eukaryota, Metazoa, Arthropoda, Insecta, Diptera, Culicidae. The transcript has 5 exons. The record is from RefSeq and is a predicted model, not a curated record. Gene Ontology annotation, cellular component: GID complex. The coding region runs from base 1197 to 3083 and encodes 628 amino acids.
AUAGUAAUGAAAUUGAUGUUAACAAAUCGACGCUUUUUCUUCGACCGUACGCAAAAGUGUGAACAGUGCGUAGUUCUCUAAUUUUCAUUUUCUUUGUGUGAUUGUGGCAAUCUUGGAGAAGAUUAAAGACAGACUUCUUAUGAAAAUAAUUUUAUCGAUCCAAUAUUUAGUGCAUAUAGAUCACGCUAAGAGUUAGACCAAGUGACAAAGAAAGAUUUGUGAAUGGACAUCAAACAGUGGAUAAUAAAACAGAAGUGAAAAAACUAUUAGUACUGUUACGUACGCAUUCGCGUUUGACUGUAUAAGCGGAACAGUUACGAACACAUGAAUCACGGAUCAGCUGUGGAGUAGUAGAGUGUAUUUUUCUAGCAGUCGAUCGUCGUUGUUACUUCUGUCAUCAUCAUCGUAGUAUUUUUAACAGAUUGGCACAAACGAUAGAGUGUAGCAACGGGGAGAAGUAGACGAAGUAAGUGCUACUCUCAGUCACAAAGGUGCUGAACGUUACGGAUUUCCGACAAAUACUGAAGAGAUUCUUUGGAAUUCGCAGAGCGAAACAUCCACGGGAGGGUUUGCGAACUGGGAAUUUCAUCUAAUUCGCUGCUGCGCCUGAAUGUUAAAACACACUCAAAAUUGCUUACGUUCGGGAGAAGCACGGCUCUUCUGCAAGGUCGUCCUCGUCCUCAGAAGAAGACCUCAAUGAACGACGAGCCACGCUACCGAGCACAAGCAGCACGAGCGACCAUCCGAGCCGACACCAGCAGUCCCAGCAGCAGCAGCAGCAGCACCAUCACCAACAGCAAACUCCCGGCAGUAGCCACAGCGUCAGCAAGCAGCGUCUCCAUCCGUCAACCUCGUCAUCGUCUUCAUCGUCGUCGUCGUCGUCAUCAUCAUCGUCAUCCUCUUCGCCGUCAUCGGGGGGUACACUAGAGAAACCGCAUCGUUCGGCCAGCAGAAGGAAGACCGAAUCGGCAGUGGAGCACAAGGCGGACAGACUGAGCCGACGAGAACGUAAGGAAAAGCAACAGCAAGAGGACCAAGGGCAGCAGGACAAGCAACGUCAACGUAGAAAGUCUCAACGGCGUAGAAGACAAUCUUCGGAAAAGGAACCCGUUAGUCGCCGAUCGGUGGAGGACAAGGGGGAGGGUCACGAGGACAAGGAAAGUUCUUUGACCAGUCCCCAGAGCAAGCGUCGCAAAAUGUUGAACGAUAAUAACAAUCUCAACGGAACGCUGUCCUCAGCCUCCCCGAUGGAUUCGGCUUCGUGCGAUAUGAACGGUCACAACAACAACAACAACAACAAUGGCCAACAGGAACAAACCGAAGCCAACAACGGAACAGUGACAACCAAUGGGGAAAAUUCUACCCCACGUUCGGUUGUCAAACUGGACAAAACUAAUCAGGAGAUAGUGCGAUUGAUUGGACAACAUUUGAAGAACAUCGGAUUGGACAGAAGUGCCGAGGCAUUGAUGCAAGAAUCGGGAUGCUGCUUAGAGCAUCCUUCGGCUAGUAAAUUCCGUCAGCACGUCCUAUCCGGCGACUGGACCAAAGCUGAUCACGAUCUCACAGAGCUACAGUCCAUGGUGGAUCCGAAAACCGAUAAGCCCAGCAUAAAUGAGAUGAAAUUCCUACUACUGGAGCAGAAAUAUCUGGAAUUUUUGGAGGAAGGACGCCCGAUCGACGCUCUGCACGUGCUUCGUAACGAGUUAACACCGUUACAGCACAAUACACCCCGUGUUCAUCAGUUGUCUUCGUACAUGAUGUGCACCAACAAUCAAGAACUAUACCAACGAGCCAACUGGGAUGGAAAGGGAACCAAAUCCCGUACUCGACUGAUGGAUCGUCUGCAAUCGUACCUGCCGGCUACGGUCAUGUUGCCUCCCAGGCGUCUGCGCUCUCUGCUCGCUCAAUCGGUUGAGAUGCAAACCGAACGCUGCCAAUGUCACGAUAUGGCCUGGAGAACCAACAUCGAUAAUGUUUCGCUGCUGGUCGAUCACAACUGUUCGUCGGAGGGAUUCCCGAUGCAGGCAUUGCAUGUACUGAACGACCAUUCGGAUGAGGUCUGGUUUUGCAAAUUUUCACCGAACGGUCUUCGGCUGGCCACCGGUUCCAAGGACAACACCGUUAUUGUUUGGGAGGUUGAUCCGGUUAAAUUGAUUCUGAAAAACAAACGAACAUUUGACGGACACACCUACGGUGUGUCGUUCAUUGCAUGGAGCCCAGACUCCAAGCAUUUCAUUGUAUGUGGUCCGGAAGACUGUCCGGAUCUGUGGAUCUGGGAUGUUGAGCAUGAAAAGCUAGUGACGAAAGUUUCCCACUCUACCGAUGAUAGUUUGACAUGUGCUGCUUUCAACAAAGACGGAACCCGCUUUGUUACCGGUGGAACCCGCGGUCAGUUCUAUCUCGUGGCCCUGGACGGUACUGUUCACGAUAGUUGGGAGGGGGUGCGUGUGAAUGGACUUGCAUUCCGAGCGGACAACAAAACAAUUCUGGCUGCCGACACACACUACCGAAUACGGGGCUAUCGGUUCGAUAUCGACAAUCCUCACAGUGAUCAUAACAUCAUUCAGGAACAGUGUCCUAUUAUGACCUUCUCGGUAAACUCGGCCGACCGCUUGGCCCUGCUGAACAUCUCGUCACAGGGUCUACAUCUAUGGGACUUGCAGGACAAGUGUCUCGUUCGGCGCUUCCAGGGUGUCACUCAGGGCAACUACACCAUCUAUUCCUGUUUCGGUGGCGUCAAUGAAAGCUUCGUGGCCAGUGGCAGUGAAGACAAUAAGGUGUACAUUUGGCAUAUCCGCCGAGAGGAACCGCUGGCCACACUGGUCGGCCACACACGAACGGUAAACUGCGUCAGCUGGAAUCCCGUAUAUCCGUCCCUAUUGGCUUCCGCUUCCGAUGACGGUACGGUGCGGAUCUGGGGACCGAAGCAGCCACAGUUGGCCUGGGCCGCCAGCAGCAACAACGGUGAUAGUGCGUCAAUCGCGUCCACCAGCUCCACGGCAUCGUCGGCGUCUUCGUCCUCAUCCUCGUCGUCCGCUGGAAACAAUGAUCUUAUAUCUAAUUCAUCCUGGAAUAUCACAUAAUAUUAGAUGUUGCAGCACGUAGCACAUCCCCUCCCUCUCACUUUAUCGCGUUAAGCAUUAUAUUCGGUUCAACAAUAUUAAUACUAAAUUUAGUGAAGUAAUCUAACUAUAACAUAACAACAGCAACAAAAAAAAUAUUAUUGUAAUUAAACAAUAAAAUAAAAACGAGAAAAAGUAAACAGGAGCAGAUUUAGCAGCAGCAAACAUAAAACAUAAUAAUUAGAAAAUCGUAAUUAUUAUAAUCGAAUCAAAACGAACAGCCGCCAACCAACCGCCCGAGAGACACCAGCAGCAACAGUAGUAGUUUCACCGGACGCCGAAUCAACUUCCAUUGGGGUCAACCAUCGUCGGAUUGUUCGAGUACUCUGGAAACGCGACGAACGACGAACUAUUCGCAUUCUGAAACUAAUGCACCGAUUCAUUCUAUAAUCAAUCGAUUCAGUGCGUGUAGAAAAAGUUUCGCUUUUCGAAUUGCUGUAGUUUUUUCUUCAGUUUCAAAAAAAAAAACAAUAGAGCACUGAUAAGCGACAGCAGACAGCAGCUGCCAUAGGCAGGUAAACUUUUAGAUUACACACACACACUCAUAAACGGAUCAAAUACAAUAAAACAAAAAAUUCCCAAUGAGGGAAACUCUGGAGUGAGUCAAAAAAAGAGAUGGGAUUCAGUACAAGUCAGUGAAGAGUCCUUCAAAUGAAAAAAAAAUCAGCAACAAGGAACAAAUAGCAAAAAGAUAACAAAUAAUUUACUUUUUUGGUUUUGCUUGGUCUCACACUUGGACACAGAAUAAAAUUAUUUUAAAUCGAAGGUUUUAAACAAGGGAACGAACUGCAUUCGAAACGCUAUCUUACUAGAGGCGACACCACGAGUCGGUUUCAUUUCAUCAAUCAAAACUAGUGUUGCACGAAAUUUAGCAAAGGAGAUAUCUCGAGAAAAAACAAACUGAUACUGCAAUACAAACGUUCUAACUUUGCCAGUAGCCUUUUACUCCGAUUGGUGUUUGCCAACAGUUUUGUAGAAUACUGUUCUGUUUUUUUUUUAUUUCUUCUUCUUCUAACUAUUACGUACCAUUGGUCCCAUGAGAAUCUAUUUAUGCACAUCGUCGCUUUUGUAGUUUUUAGUAUACAAAAAAAAAAGAAGAAAGCAAUUAGAGAGAAAAGAAUUCGUUUUUUUUAUAUAUAUUUUAGUUAUGGAUUUAUAGAUUUGAUGUACACACAAGAAAUAGAUAUAAUUUAUUAGUUUUAUGUUUCCAUUUCCCAAUUGAACUGGCUGAGACAAAUAGAAAAAAUACAAAAUAAUGUUCGAUUUUUCCUUCAUUUUUUUUUCUAUUCUGAUUGAUUGUCGAUUGAGUUUCCCCAUAUUAGUAGAUUUUAACGUGUAGCUUCCGUUUAACAUUUGUACUAGCGGAUGAUUUCAGCAAUAUAUUGGAAGCAAAAAAAAAAUCACGCUGUAGAAAGCUGACAAAAUGGACAAAAGAAACGAUAAAUAAUAGGAUUUUGCUUGUGGAAUAAUGAUGUGGAUUAUGUGUUUUAUUGAAUAAAAUUUUAAACUGACCGAUUUGGGAUUUAACUAUAGCAAAAACAAA